Messenger RNA from Lolium rigidum, 720 nucleotides. RefSeq lists its product as uncharacterized. Bases 101 to 412 code for a protein of 103 amino acids. The transcript is spliced from 4 exons. The record is from RefSeq and is a predicted model, not a curated record. Gene Ontology annotation, molecular function: protein binding. NCBI's taxonomy places the organism in Eukaryota, Viridiplantae, Streptophyta, Magnoliopsida, Poales, Poaceae.
UCUCCUCAGCGCGGCGGCUGCGGUGGUUCUACCCAAGAAAUUAAACCCGAACAUCGCCGCCGGCCACCUGGCAUCUACCUUCGAAGGAGGAAGCAGCCUCAUGGAGGUCGUCAACGGCGCGACGGCCGAGGAAGGGAGGAAGCCGCUGUCCGAGAUGGUGGACGACUGCGUGCAGCGCUGGUUCCAGGACACGCUCAAAGAGGCGCGCCGCGGCGACAGCGCCAUGCAGGUGCUCGUCGCGCAGAUGUAUAACUCCGGCUACGGAAUCCCCAGGAACGAGCACAAGGGAAGACAAUGGAUGGAGAAGGCAUCAAGAUAUAGGUCUUCGGUCUGGAAGGUCGGCACAAAACGUCCAGGAUAUAAUGCUAGUGACUCUGAUUCUGAUGACGGAAAUGAUGAUAUCAACCAAUAGCAAUCAAUUACGAAAAAGUGUGUGGUUAGAAGAAUGCAAGGGCAAUGAUAAACACUACCAACUUGCAUGAGGUUGGGACUGCUUUUGAUUGGACUCUGCUGUGUGGAGUGGAUAAGAUUUUGUAAUCUUCUUCGGAUACUUGAAGGAUACAUUGUAUUCAGCAUCUGCUUAGAAAAACAGAAACUCUAUUCAUCUUAGUUAUGUUUCCGACUUUCCGUUAUACAGGUUCAUUCUUUUGUUCAUUUCCUAGUAAAAGAUAACUUUUAACUUGUUCAGAUAUCCCUUUCUUGGAUUCUUCUUGGUUGGAA